Centruroides sculpturatus (bark scorpion) is the source of this 1580-nucleotide messenger RNA. It is a transcript of the gene Pcmt, whose product is annotated as protein-L-isoaspartate(D-aspartate) O-methyltransferase-like. Gene Ontology annotation, cellular component: cytoplasm. Bases 158 to 916 code for a protein of 252 amino acids. Gene Ontology annotation, molecular function: protein-L-isoaspartate (D-aspartate) O-methyltransferase activity. The record is from RefSeq and is a predicted model, not a curated record. The transcript is spliced from 8 exons. Lineage: Eukaryota; Metazoa; Arthropoda; Arachnida; Scorpiones; Buthidae. Gene Ontology annotation, biological process: protein modification process.
AUGAAAUUUAUCAACAAUCGACAAUUUUGCAAUUUAAUUAUUUAUUAAAACAUUAAUAAUUCGACGAAGUGUGGCGUUAAAGUCGUUUGAUGCGACAAGAGGGUGUUGUGUUCGAUCUUGGAAACGGUCAACCUAAAUAUAGUUUGGACAGAUGUAAAUGUCUCGGAAAUUUACUAUUUUUGGCAUUGUUCUAAUGGUAUUUAGUGAUAUAGUUCAGAUGGCUUGGAGAUCUCAUGGAAAAAAUAAUUAUGAAUUGAUCCAAAAUCUUAAGAAAAAUGUGAUCAUACGUUCAGAAAGAGUGGAGAAAGCAAUGCUGGCUGUUGACAGAGGAAAUUACUGCAAGCACAAUGCUUAUAUGGACUCUCCCCAGGGGAUUGGAUUUGCAGUUACGAUUAGUGCUCCACACAUGCAUGCACAUGCCUUAGAACUUCUAAAAGAUAAUUUAUACGAAGGAGCUAAAGCACUAGACGUAGGAUCAGGAAGUGGCUAUCUUACUGCUUGUAUGGCAUUAAUGGUGGGUAAAAAUGGCUUAGCCGUGGGAAUCGAUCAUAUUCCGGAACUUGUUAAUAUGUCUAUUGAAAAUAUCAAUAAAGAUCAACCAGAUUUAAUUAAGUCUGGAAGUAUUAAGAUGAUUGUUGGAGAUGGUAGAAAGGGAUAUGAAGAAGAUGCACCUUACGAUGCAAUUCAUGUCGGAGCAGCUGCUCCAGAAAUGCCACAGGAGCUAAUUAACCAGCUGAAACCAGGAGGAAGGUUAAUUAUUCCAGUUGGUAAAGAAGGACACAAUCAAAUGUUGGAACAGGUGGACAAGCUGUCGGACGGAACAAUAAAACGCAGUCAGUUAAUGGGUGUGGUUUAUGUGCCGCUAACUGACAAGGAAUCUCAAUGGCCUGGCAGGCAUGACAGGAAAGAGCUGUAGUUUUAAACAAGGUCUUGCAGUAUAUGCUGCUUCUAUUGCUAAAACAUCAUGCCAAUGCAGCAAAACAAUGGAUGAAUAACUGGUGAUAGAGAUUUAUAUCUGUCUCUGCUAGGUGCUGCGUCCUCUUCUAAUCGACCCACACCAUGGAAUUUCAUCACCGGCUACGAAAACUAUUUGCCACGUCUCCAAUUCCUUUAAUUUGCAAGACUCUGCCGGGAUUCUAUUCAUGUCGUUCGUCUCGUAUCCGGGAAAGUUGCCGGCAAAAACACCUCGGACCGACCCACGUUCAUUCUUGAAGAGAACUGAUCCGUUGCAAUACCACUUAGCGUUGGAAUAUACUGAAUGUUUUCGAGAACUUUUUUGCAAAAUUUUCAAACGUUAAUCAGUAGUUGGUUAAAAUGCAUGUUUGAUGUUAAAAUUUUCUUUAUUGUUGUUGUAAAAUAAUUCAACUUUCUUUGUUUUUCUUUUUGUAAAAAAAAAAGGAGGGAAUAACUGACGUUUGCAUUUAUACACUUUAAUGUGAAAAAAAUAAAAAAAUGCACCUUUUGUUAAAAUUAAUAAAAUAACAAAGUUCAAAUAUGCUAGUCUAAUCAAAAUUAGAGCAGUAGUGUAAAAACUUUAAAAGUUUUUAUUGUAAAUAAACUAGGCUUAUGUUGUAAAACUA